Molecule: messenger RNA, 1836 nt
Organism: Pomacea canaliculata
Lineage: Eukaryota; Metazoa; Mollusca; Gastropoda; Architaenioglossa; Ampullariidae
Product: probable CDP-diacylglycerol--inositol 3-phosphatidyltransferase 2
Exons: 7
Coding region: 225-833 (202 amino acids)
Biological process (GO): phospholipid biosynthetic process
Cellular component (GO): membrane
Molecular function (GO): phosphotransferase activity, for other substituted phosphate groups
Source: RefSeq, a predicted model, not a curated record
GGUAAUACGUAGCGUGCUCUGAUCACAUGGGAGUCACAUGAUAGGAAUGACAGCCGUACUUUAGACAUCGUUUGCUUGUCUGCCGACCAGAUGUUUAGGAUAAGUAUCAUCUAGUGUUGAUAUUAUUUGGAAAGAUAUUUUGAAUUUGUAGUUAUAAACUUAUCCUCUACUUCAUUACCAACAAUCAAGCACAUAAUGAGAAAAGUAGCAAACGUAGUACGACGAUGGGAUUAGAAACUCUUCUGUAUGUCCCAAACAUUAUAGGGUAUCUUCGUGUCAUAUUAACAGUUGCAGCAUUUGUAUUUUAUCAACAACCCCAUCUGUUUAUAAUUCUCUAUGGAGUGUCAGUAAUGUUAGAUGGUCUUGAUGGCUAUACUGCACGCAAACUCAAACAGUGCUCAGAUUUUGGAGCAUGGUUGGAUGUUGUUGUAGAUCUUUUCAGCCGAGGACUUCUCUGGUGUUCUCUUCAUCAGUAUGGCUAUCUGGUGAUAUUUAUUGAAUGGGUGACCUUUGUCUGCACCCAUUGUCGUGGUGCUAGUUGGCGGGUACCUGAGGAACAUUUCCCGUGGCUGGUGACUAAAGUCAUGGAAAAUGGUUUCAAUACUCACUGGGGAUUUGCUGCCAUUAGUGGCCUACAUAUACUGCCGCUGUGGAUUUAUGCAAUGAAGACAUCUUGUCUAGAUUCAAUGUUUUCAAUGCCUAUAUACAUGCAGGCAGCUGGUUUAGCACUGCUCCUUGCAGGAAGAAUUAUCUGCAUGUUUGUAGAGUUCUUCUACAUAAAAAGCCAUAUUGGAAUCUUGCUGGAAUUUGGAACAAAUAAAAAAGAAAAUUAGGGCAAAAACUUACCUUUUGUGUGCAAGUGGCUAUAUGUUGCACACAUCAUUUAAUGCUGGACUAGUCGCAUCAUCUAUGUACUGGAAUCUUUGUCUCGCUUGUAGAAUGUACAUUUUUAUAUCAUUAUCUGCAUAGGUUUUCGGUAUCUAAUCAUAAUGUUUAUGUCUACAUCUCCUCAGUAUUAACUGAACACUGACAAUCUUAUUUGGGAACGAUGGCCUUUUCAUACAGUCUGCUUGCAACAAAAGAACACAAUUUUUUUGAUAUGUACAAACUGCAUUUAAUGAAAGAUCUUGUUCCAAUACUAUAUUAACAUUUGAUUUUUCUGUAUAUGUGAAUGUUAUACAAUCACUCCAUAUUUCAUCAGUUUUGAGUGCAGAAAGAUGCAUGCUUCAUGGUUUCAUAAUCAGUUUCCAUUUUGUGACAGAAGCAAUAUUGCUGGUUCAUAGGCAUAGGAAUGGUGACCAAAGAUAUUAUUUAUCUCUUAAUGUAUGAUAUUUGGAGGUCACCAGUUGUUUAUUCCUUGUUACUUCUUGAGGGGCACAGGGCCACAAUAACACCUCGCCAUCGGAUCCGGUUCUGGGUAGCCCACCUCGGUUGCAAUGUGGUUCCGAGGUCCUUUGCCUCGCUCUCUUUUGUUCUUUUCCAAGUCUGCUUUGGCCUCCAUGCUUUUGAUAGCUUUGAUUAUUUCUGUCUUAGUGGGAGGGCUGGUGUUGACGUGAAGUUGUUCAGUUGCUAGUGGUAUGUCAGGUGAAGAUAGUGGACAUGGCUGAUUCAGGAUCUCUUCAAAGUGUUCAUUCCAGUGGUCUCUUUGUCCUGCAUCACUUGUUAUGGUCUUGCCGUAUUUGUCUUUCACCGGCAUGUUUAGGUUAAGAUUCAGGGGGUCACCAGUUAAAAGUGUAUUUCGUAAUCGAUCUUCAUUGCAAAGAGUAAUUAGGGGACAGCCAUAUCUUGUAUUAACAUUUAAUGAAAAAUACCCGAAACUGAAUUUGGUAAAAAAAA